CCUGUACGGACAAAUUUCUGGUAGGACACGAAUGGACGCCGAAGUGGAGCUUAUUGUUUUGCGGUGUCAAAGAUGUCUGGACUGUCAGAAACAGAGCGCGCUGGAUGUAGAAACUUACUGAAGUUGUUAUCGAAAAGCGACCUACUCUCACUUAGUGACACAGUCACGAAUAAGAUGAUAGCUGUGGAAAAUGUGACAGAGGCCAUGGAAACAAUUCUCUCCUUCACAAAAAAUGCUGAGGAGCUCCUGAAAAGGAAGAAGGUUUAUCGCGACAUCAUAUUCAAAUACCUAGCCAAAGAAGGUGUGGCGAUGUCCCCGAACAGCGAGAAACACCAGCUGGUGAAAAGGACACUGGAGCUUUGGUCCUCUGGAAAGGUUGUGUAUGAUAGAGAGACGGCUGAGACCAGACAGAGACCGUCCACACAAACUGUGUCCACAGAUGUGAAGGCUGAGGUGGGAUUUGACCCACAGGUCCUUGGCCAGCAGUUCUGCCAGUGGUUCUUCCAGCUCUUAAAUAGUCAGAACCCCUCGCCGGACCAGUCGCCACAGGACUGGGGACCACAACACUUCUGGCCAGAUGUGAAACUACGCCUCCUUUCAAUAGCUGGCAGUCAACAGAUGGAGGAGUUCCUUGGUGCUGAACUGGUUAGCCUCCGUCUCCUGGCCUUGACCAAGGAAGAGCGCCUCCUCCUCAGCCCCAACCUGGAGCCUCAUGGCCUCAGGACGCUGGCCUCCCCCCACGGCCUGGUACUGGUGGCAGUAGCUGGGACCAUCCACAGAGACGGAACCUGUUUGGGUAUCUUUGAGCAAAUAUUUGGCCUCAUUCGCUCCCCCGAGGAGAACAACAGUUGGAAGAUCAAGUGUGUCAACCUGAAGAUCAGAGGGCAGGAUGCCCUGGGUGGGACAGAGGUGGUGGCACCUGCCUUGAGUUACAACUCCUCUGAAUUGCAGCUUCUCUGCAGCUGAUGACACUCUUUCCUUAUUAUUAUUUAUCCAGGUUUUUUUUUCACUGCGUGCAUGCUUUCUCUUUACAGAUCUAACUUGCCCAAACCUGUUUACCCAGAGAACAGAACUGGCAACUUUACCACUACAAACCUGUCUUUUAACUUAUGUACAGUUCAGCAGUCAUGUCUGAACUGUACAGGUGGUGGACACUGUUGCUUUAAAAUCUACUUGGUAGAUACAUCAUCGAUAUAACAUUACAACAAAGCUUGAGAAAAGGUUCCCUUAUUGUUUUUUGCUUUCCAAAAAAAUGGAAGUCUCUGCUUCUUCUUGGUGUGGGAACAUUUCUAUCAAACAUACUGUAUGUUGAUGCAAAAAAAGUUUUGAUCUGUUAUCCUGUGCCUUAAGAUAAAAUGUAAAUACAGGCAUGGAUGUGCUCUUGUAAAUAUGUAUCAUAUUAAAUAUAAAGGAUUUUAUCACAUUUGUGUACAAUUUUGCUCUACAAUGGCAAGUAUGCUAGAAACAUAAUAAAUAUUAUGUGUUUGUAGGAUAAUACAAAGUCAAAACUGAUUUUGUGUAUAUUCUAAGAUUGCUUUGCUUUCAUAUAAUGAAAGCCAGCCCAUAAUGUUUACAGUGCUAAUGUUAACUGACAGUAACAUUACAAAGUGAGCGUAAUCAUGCAAAUGUCUUAUGUGGGUACAUCAGUGUCCAAUAUCAGGGCAGCAAACAGACGUGCUGAGCUUGUCGGCCACAUGGCAUCGAGGGUGCUGGCCUGCCCUAAAGUGUGGUGCUAAUGGCUGGAGCUGUAACCAUUGUCUUUCUAUACCAGGUCAUACAUUCUAUUCUGUGGGGUUAAACAUUUAUCUGCAUUAAAAGAGCUCAAACCUGUGCAAUGUAA
Molecule: messenger RNA, 1840 nt
Organism: Plectropomus leopardus (leopard coralgrouper)
Lineage: Eukaryota; Metazoa; Chordata; Actinopteri; Perciformes; Serranidae
Gene: c10h3orf38
Product: chromosome 10 C3orf38 homolog
Source: RefSeq, a predicted model, not a curated record